Messenger RNA from Vicia villosa (hairy vetch), 566 nucleotides. RefSeq lists its product as uncharacterized. Lineage: Eukaryota; Viridiplantae; Streptophyta; Magnoliopsida; Fabales; Fabaceae. The transcript has 4 exons. Bases 1 to 312 code for a protein of 103 amino acids. The record is from RefSeq and is a predicted model, not a curated record.
AUGAAAAUAUCUGUUGAAGAAGUUACGAAACUUUUGAUUACUGGGGCUAUUGCUCUGAAGGGCCUUGGAGGGGUUCUAUUCAUCUUUGGAAGCUCUUUCGGAGCUUUGCUACUGCUUCUGCAUCAGUUGAUUGCUACUCCAAUUCGUUAUGAUUUUUACAAUUUCGAUAACGAGGACAAAGAAUUCACUCAGCUUUUCAUCAAAUUUACACAGAACCUGGCUGUUUUUGGAGCUCUGUUGUUUUUCAUUGGGAUGAAAAACUCCAUUCCUAGAAGGCAACCAAAGAAGGCUCCGAAAACAAAAACCUAUUAGAUGCAGCAUUGGAGGACGCUUCUUCAAAGAAAUUUCUUGGAUUGUUUCCUGGUUCUUCAUUGUGUAUCGGUUAUUCAGUUAGCCAGGUUUCAACUUGGUAUACUCUGAUUCAGAAUUAGUUUUUGUCUGAGUUUUGUAAUUUUGUUUUCACUCUUAAACUUCUCAGAGUCGAUUUCAUUAUAUUCUAGUAAUCAUGAUGUAAGGAUCUCAAUGUCUUUGGCAUUAAUAAAUGUAGUUGAAAUUCUUUGUUACUA